GUAGUUAGUUACUUUAUUUCAUAUGAUAUGAACCGCUUUCUCUCUACUUUUUCUCUCUAUAUAAACCGCUUGCUUCUUGUUUGUUCCACACUUUGUGUUUUGUAUUUUCACGUUAAUUUACCUCGGUAAAAGAUUUUCUUAUUUGCGGUUGUAAGAUUUACAGAAGAAGAAGAAGAAGAAGAAAUUAAAAUGCAUAUUGCUCAUUUCAUAUUCGGUAUUUUUGGAAAUGCCACUGCUUUGUUUCUCUUCCUGGCCCCAACGAUCACAUUCAAGAGGAUCAUAACAAGCAAAUCCACAGAGCAGUUCUCUGGAAUCCCCUACGUCAUGACUAUGCUCAACUGCCUCCUUUCAGCCUGGUAUGGUCUUCCUUUCAUUUCUGAAGACAACCUUCUAGUUUCAACAAUCAAUGGUGCAGGGGCGGCAAUAGAGUUGCUUUAUGUGUUAAUCUUCCUAAUCUUUGCGCCUAAGAAGGAAAAGGCCAAAAUAUUUGCCAUUUUUGUGUCAGUUCUCACUGUAUUUGCAACUGUAGCUUCAGUGUCCCUUUUGGCCCUCCAUGGCAACGCUAGGAAAAACUUCUGUGGUUUUGCUGCUACAAUUUUCUCAGUUAUCAUGUAUGCCUCACCUCUCUCUAUCAUGAGAAUGGUGGUUAAAACUAAGAGUGUGGAGUUUAUGCCAUUCUUCUUGUCACUGUUUGUGUUCCUCUGCGGCACUUCAUUUUUUGUUUAUGGGCUACUUGGUAAAGACCCUUUUGUAGCUGUGCCCAAUGGGUUUGGCUGUGGGCUUGGGGCAAUGCAGCUGAUCUUGUAUUUCAUCUACCACAAGAAAGAUGAGCAAACGAAGCCUGAGGCGGCAAAUGGGGGUGUUGAGAUGGGCCAAGAGAAACAAGCUGUGACCAACGGGGCUAAAGUAGAAGUAGUUUAAGGAUUGGGGUGUGCAGGAUUUGUUAAAAACUUGAUCCAUAAUUUGUGUAUCUCUUAGAAUCUGUCUGUAAUUUCACUUUUGUAUGUUCUCUUUUUGUGUAAUUUUGAAGUGGGAAAGCCAAAUUAUGUCUUUUGCA
This is a messenger RNA of Mangifera indica (mango), 1057 nucleotides long. RefSeq names its product bidirectional sugar transporter SWEET1. NCBI's taxonomy places the organism in Eukaryota, Viridiplantae, Streptophyta, Magnoliopsida, Sapindales, Anacardiaceae. The transcript has 6 exons. Gene Ontology annotation, biological process: carbohydrate transport. Gene Ontology annotation, cellular component: membrane. Gene Ontology annotation, molecular function: sugar transmembrane transporter activity. The record is from RefSeq and is a predicted model, not a curated record. Bases 190 to 921 code for a protein of 243 amino acids.